UAUGAGACGCCACCGACUUUAAUCACCCUUCAAAUUGCAGCCUCCUCGCCCCUCGUCUCUCUCUAAUAAGCGCCCCCAAUUUCCAAUCUCCCUCUCUCUCUCUCCCUCCUCGCAUUUCAACGCGAAUCACACAAAUUUAUCGCCGAUGGCGCACAAGACAGAGCAGGAGGAGACCGAGUUCAAGGUCGUACCUGAGAACAUCUCGCUCUGCGUCAAAUGCGGCGUGCCAGGUAAUUUUGCCGCGAAUAAUUUGUGCCAGAAAUGCUUCACCUCGCCGCCGGAGGUCUCCGCCUCCGCCGUUCCCGUGGUUUCCGGCGUGGCGAAGCCGAAAAUCCACGUGUUCGGAGAGAAAUCCUUCAGAUCCAGCUCGUCCGUCAGAUCCUCGCCGCCGAGGAUUCCAAGGCUCCUCGAGACGAGCGCAGAUCUGAAGGAGGAUCGCGCGGCGGUGGAUUUAUCGGCUUCGGCGCCUCCGGUGAAAAGAGAAGUCAACCGGUGCUCCGGCUGCAGCCGGAGAGUCGGAUUGACCGGAUUCAGGUGCCGGUGCGGUGAGCUGUUCUGCGCCGAUCAUCGGUACUCGGAUCGCCACGACUGCAGCUACGAUUACAAGACCGCCGGUCGGGUGGCGAUCGCGAGGGAGAAUCCGGUGGUCAAAGCCGCGAAGAUAGUCAAAAUUUGAGGCUGAAAUCCCCGGAGGAGGAUUGGACGAAGGAACGAUUCCGCCGAAUACAUACUCAAUCGAGAAUCGGGGAUUCUUCGUGUUAUGAUAAAUCGGAAAUGAAAUUAUUGCUGCACUUCUCUUCGAGCUGAGACGACGCCGUCUCGUGGCCCAGGGACGGAACUGUAGAAGAGAGGCUGUGAGACAACGGCUUCUGUUACUUUUUUGUUUCUUUUUGAUUUUUUUUAUUUCAAUUGUGACGAUAUACAAUAGAGUUUUAAUUAGUGUGACAAUAUUGCUAGAUUUUUACUAGUUUUAUGUGUGAUUUUUUCUUGAUCUUUUUGUAUUAUGAGAUGGAAUUUUUGCUAUAAUCUGUUCGGUAUUUGAUAAA
This is a messenger RNA of Salvia splendens (bonfire salvia), 1046 nucleotides long. RefSeq names its product zinc finger A20 and AN1 domain-containing stress-associated protein 5. NCBI's taxonomy places the organism in Eukaryota, Viridiplantae, Streptophyta, Magnoliopsida, Lamiales, Lamiaceae. The record is from RefSeq and is a predicted model, not a curated record. Bases 146 to 676 code for a protein of 176 amino acids. Gene Ontology annotation, biological process: protein ubiquitination. Gene Ontology annotation, molecular function: ubiquitin-protein transferase activity; zinc ion binding. The transcript has a single exon.